AUGGAAAAAGAUAUCACCGCUGCAAGGGCCGUAGCCGAAUUCUUCAAAUCCCCCGAUGAUCUUGUCAAACUCUCUCAAACGCGCAAGAAACUCCAACGCGAACAGGCCAGUAUUGAUGCGAAACUAAAGGAGGGUGCCAAAGCUCAGCUUGACGCAACGAGAGAUGCAUUAGUCCGAUUACGAGAAACCAAGAAUGAAAUUGGAACAAUCAAGGAGGACAUGAUCGCUAUUGAGAAAGCUUGUGAAGAUCCAAGGGUCUGGGUUGAAGGAUUUGGAAAGAUCGCAGCUGUUUCAAGGAUUCAUCGAAACUUUGUGGCAACGGCAAAGAUGGUGGAGCAGUUGAGAGAAAUGAGUCUCAAGAUUGAAAGUGUUGAAAAACUGUUGGCUAAGGAUCGAGCGACACCCUUGGGUGAGGCGCCAAACCUACUUGCGAUUCAUUAUUGUCUGAGGUUAUAUAUCUUAAACGAGACCAUGUUACAGGCUACUCGAGACGGUCAAGCAUCAACGAUCAAAACUUUGGAAGGCUACUGCGAACGUUUAGCUGGUACUUUGGAAGCUUUUGAAUCGCAUUACCUACAUCUUGCCAGUAGCCUCUUGGAUAUAGUCAGGAAGGGUCAUGCAAAGGUGGCGAUCAAGAUUGCAAAGAUCGCGGAGAUUGAAGGACAACGCGACGAGAAGGCAAUCGCCAUUCGGUUGGUCAAAAGACAAAAUAAAGAUAUCGGCGCUCGGUUUCAAUCUGUUAGGGCUGAAGCUCGAGUCAUCAAACAUUAUCGAGCAAAGGUCAUGGAUUCCAUUCGGGCCAGCGCUAAAAACCUCAUUGAACGUCAAUUCGCCAAAUCUAAGGAUAACCCGGCUGCGUUCUUCGAAGGGGAGAACUUUGACUGGUAUUAUCAGGAUUUGCUCUUAGUAGAGGAGACUUUGAUUGAUAUGUUUCCUCAAGACUGGAAGGUGAGCUCCAUCUUCUGA
Messenger RNA from Melampsora larici-populina 98AG31, 966 nucleotides. RefSeq lists its product as uncharacterized. Bases 1 to 966 code for a protein of 321 amino acids. The transcript is spliced from 7 exons. Lineage: Eukaryota; Fungi; Basidiomycota; Pucciniomycetes; Pucciniales; Melampsoraceae. Gene Ontology annotation, molecular function: SNARE binding. Gene Ontology annotation, biological process: exocyst localization; exocytosis. The record is from RefSeq and is a predicted model, not a curated record. Gene Ontology annotation, cellular component: exocyst.